Pyrus x bretschneideri (Chinese white pear) is the source of this 1444-nucleotide messenger RNA. RefSeq names its product probable protein phosphatase 2C 47. NCBI's taxonomy places the organism in Eukaryota, Viridiplantae, Streptophyta, Magnoliopsida, Rosales, Rosaceae. The transcript is spliced from 2 exons. Gene Ontology annotation, molecular function: cation binding; protein serine/threonine phosphatase activity. The record is from RefSeq and is a predicted model, not a curated record. Gene Ontology annotation, biological process: protein dephosphorylation. The coding region runs from base 178 to 1188 and encodes 336 amino acids.
CUCUCACGUUCCUCGUCACAUUUACACACAACAAAAAAAUUCAGAUAAAAUCCGAGAUCGAUCGAGAAUUGGAAACCCCAAAGCCGAAAUAAAAACCCUAAUUUGCUAUCCCUCUUCUUCUUCACUGAAAAAAUCCCAAAUCUGAUAAUUUUUUGGACGGUACGACGGCGUUUAAGGAUGAUUGUGACCCCGGAAUCGGUUCUGAGUUGCACAGAGACGAUUAAUAAUGCUGGAAUGGAGUCUUCUGCGGUCAACUUUGUGCCAAACAUUCAUUCAGGAAGCCAUAGUGACAUUGGACCAAGGGAUUCCAUGGAUGACGAGCACGUUCGGAUUGAUGAUCUAUCUGCCCAUGUUGGGGCUCUCUUCAAGUGUCCCUUUCCAAGUGCAUUUUAUGCGGUGUUUGAUGGUCACGGAGGGCCUGAGGCAGCUGCUUAUAUGAAGAGGCAUGCCAUGAGACUAUUCUUUGAAGAUGCUGAUUUACCGCAGAGAACGGAUAUGGAUGCUGUUUUUUUCAGAGAGUUGGAGAAUUCCCACAGGAAGGCAUUUCUACAGGCAGAUCAAGCCUUGGCUGAGGAACACAGUGUGAGAAGUUCGUGUGGAACAACAGCAUUGACUGCUCUUAUACUUGGAAGGCAUUUGUUGGUUGCAAAUGCUGGUGACUGUCGAGCGGUUCUUUGCAAGAAAGGAACAGCAGUUGACAUGUCUCAAGAUCAUAAACCUAGUUACUUGCCGGAACGCAUGCGAGUUGAGCAGUUGGGUGGUUUCGUUGAUGAUAAGUAUGACCGUCUUAAUGAUUCUAUCAGAGUCACCCGAGCCCUUGGAGAUUGGGGCUUGAAACCACUUGGUUCCUUGUCGCCGCUAAUUGCCGAGCCUGAUGUUCAGCAGGUUAUGUUAACAGAAGAUGAUGAGUUUUUGAUCAUUGGUUGUGAUGGGAUCUGGGAUGUCAUGUCAAGCGAAUAUGCUGUGAAGCUGGUUCGGCUUGGGCUGAGGAGGCACGAUGACCCCCAACAGUGUGCGAAAGAACUUGUCGAGGAAGCACUGCGCUUGAACACAUCAGACAACCUCACGGUUAUUGUCGUGCGCCUCUCUUCACCGGAACGUGUUGAGUUCCCUCGCCAGCGCCCGAGGUUGGGGACCUGCAGGCUCUCGGAGGAAGCACUCAGCCGGCUGAGAAGCUUGUUAAUGUAAAUAGAAGUCGAUUCCUAUUCACUGAGUCCAAAUGGGAGAUGCAUUUUUAUAUGUUUGUGGCUGCUUCAGAUUAGGUUUAGAACAAAGCACCCGGCAGUUUGGCUAGGAUAGAUUUACGACUUGAUUCUGUUGUUGAGGUUGUGGAAUGUAGCGGUCAAUCGGUAUUUACAUUUGAGCUCAGUGUUGUUUUAAAUGAAUUGGGUUAAACUGAUUCAUUUAUUUACAUUAAUCUUAAUUAUCUGAUUAUUUUAAAUAA